CCAGGAACACACAAAAUCACACCUACAUAUCAACUCGUCCUUUCCCCCACCUCCUUCCGUCAUGCUCCGUCGUCACCAUGGGCUGCUCAACCACAACCACCACUACCUCCGCCACGCUCCCUCCUUAUCCUCCUCCUUCCGCCCCUCUCUCCAAACUCCACCUUCACCGCCGCUCUCUUCUCUUCCUCUCCUCCACCACCACCGCUCUCUCCCUCCCCUCCCUCUCCAUAGCCUCACCACCACAAAAACAACCUGACACCACCAUUACUGACCGCGUCUUCAUGGACUUCAGUAUCUGCCCUAGCUACUUCCAAACCCGAACCCUAGGAUCAGAUCUCGCCCUCUGUCCUGAUACCGAACCCGUCGGCCGCAUAGUCCUCGGCCUCUACGGCAACCUCGUCCCAAUCACGGUAUCCAAUUUCAAAUCCAUGUGCACCGGCGUCUCUGGGUACUAUAAAGGAACGCUAAUCCAGAAGAUCUUUCCCGGUCGGUUUUUCAUGGCGGGACAUCAAGGACGAAGGGAUAAAGGAGAAGUUAAGCCGCCGGUGGGUUUGGUUAGAAAUACAGAGAGUAUCGACCCCAAGGCUUUCCAAUUAGGGCACACAAAGGGCGGCGUUUUAUCACUCUGUUUAUCGGAAAACGACGACGACGACGAUAUUAAACUUGAUCCGAAUUAUCAUAAUGUCGAGUUCAUGAUCACAACUGGCCCUGGUCCUUGCCCUGAUCUUGAUGGUAGAAAUAUCGUUUUUGGUUCUGUUCUUGAAGGUAUGGAUGUGGUGGCAAGUAUAUCUUCAAUUCCAACAUAUAAACCAGGGGAAAGAAUUCGACAAUAUAAUGAUUUGGCAGAGUUUCUAGGAGAUGGAAGAGCUAAAAAUGCACGUGCUAUUUGGGAUAGGCCUCAAAAGACUUUGUAUAUCAGCAAUUGUGGUGAACUUAAAGUCACAAAGCCCACUCUUUCCCCAUCAUUACCUUAAUCACUCAAUGUCACACUUGUUUUUUUUCAUAUCCGGGAUAAUUAAUUGUUGAAAGUAUCAUGUUUCUCAAAUGUAAAUGAGAUAUGUACCUAAUGUGGUG
Lactuca virosa is the source of this 1074-nucleotide messenger RNA. The record is from the annotation of a GenBank genome assembly. NCBI's taxonomy places the organism in Eukaryota, Viridiplantae, Streptophyta, Magnoliopsida, Asterales, Asteraceae.